This is a messenger RNA of Cotesia congregata, 914 nucleotides long. The record is from the annotation of a GenBank genome assembly. NCBI's taxonomy places the organism in Eukaryota, Metazoa, Arthropoda, Insecta, Hymenoptera, Braconidae.
UAAAUUAGCAUUUUUUAUUUUCGUCUGCUUUAGUUGACUUUAUAACACUCAAUAGUGACACGUGUUAUAUAUUUUUGAUAAGCGAUUUUUUUUUUUAUAAAAAAUUAUAAGUAUAAAAAAACAACAGCUUUAAAAAUGAAAUCUCUGACAGCAAUACGUUUACUUUCAAUUUUAGUUUUUUUUAUAAGCUACAAAAAUAAUGUUAUAGCUAAUCAUUACACAAAUGGAGAAAGUGAAGCAUGUUAUUCCUAUGCUGGAGGAUCUGUUUAUCCAGCCGGUUCACAACAUGCUGACCAUCAAUUACAUACAACAAAAGCCGUUAUUGGAAAACCAGCACCAUACUGGGAAGGAACGGCUGUUGUAAAUGGAGAAUUCAAAGAAAUAAAAUUAACUGAUUUCAAAGGCAAAUAUCUUGUAUUUUUCUUCUACCCACUUGAUUUUACCUUUGUGUGUCCAACUGAAAUUUUAGCAUUUUCUGACAGUGUUCAAGAGUUUAAAAAAUUAAACGUCCAAGUAGUUGCAGCAUCAGUAGACUCUCAAUUUACUCAUCUGGCAUGGAUGAAUACACCUCGGAAAGAAGGUGGACUGGAUAAAAUAAAAAUACCUCUGCUAUCGGACUUAACUCAUAAAAUAUCUAAAGAUUACGGUGUUUAUCUCGAUGAUUUGGGCCAUACAUUACGAGCGCUGUUUAUUAUCGAUGGAAAAGGAAUUUUACGACAAAUAACGAUGAACGAUUUACCAGUAGGUCGCUCGGUUGAUGAAACAUUGCGUUUAGUACAGGCAUUUCAAUACACCGAUGAACAUGGCGAAGUUUGUCCAGCAGGUUGGAAACCAGGCCACGAUACAAUAAUUCCAAAUCCAGUUGAUAAGAAGAAAUUUUUCUCUAAAAAUCUAAACUGAUUUGAAUUUUGCAU